Messenger RNA from Cuscuta epithymum, 1709 nucleotides. The record is from the annotation of a GenBank genome assembly. Lineage: Eukaryota; Viridiplantae; Streptophyta; Magnoliopsida; Solanales; Convolvulaceae.
UAGGGUGGACCAGAUGUCAUGAGUUCUUGAUGAUAGAUGAAAUAUUCCGUGAAAAAGAAUCAUUUUUUGCGUGAAAGAAAUGAAGGAACACAAGAAAUCCGGUGGAACCUAAUCGAAGAGAUCUCAAAUCAUUCGAGUGGUGGAGCUUCCGCUUGGUCGCCUCCAUCCUUCUCCACAACCCCAGUCCCCACUCUCAGCCUGCUCUGCUUCUCGACCCUGCCAGAAUAAGCUCCACUCCGAGCCCCGCACCUUCCGACCUCGUAUCCAAUCAACCAUACGCCACGUGGAGUGUCGUAUUGAGUGUCCGUCACUCCAGGCAUCAGACUUCCCGUGCUUCAUAGAAUUAGCAUCUUCCAAUUGUCCAAUGGUCUUGUAAUAUGAUUUGUAUUCGCUUCUGAAGUUCUGAAGAGCGGCAGAUAAGCAAGUCCCUUGUCCGAAAUGGAAAUUGAAGUCGCCAGUCCUAGGACUGACACGUCAACGGAUGCAGAUACUGAAGAUAAAAACUACAGGUUUCAAUACAGUGGAAUGGCUGCUUCGGAUGGCAAUGAUAAAACAAGAGAUCACAAGACACUUCGUAGGCUUGCUCAAAAUCGCGAGGCUGCACGAAAGAGCCGUUUAAGGAAAAAAGCGUACGUCCAGCAGUUGGAGAGCAGCAGAGUGAAAUUGGCACAACUUGAACAGGAACUGCAACGGACUCGACAACAGGGAACUGUGGUUUCAAGUUCAGGAGACAAAACACAAUCUAUGAGUGGAAAUGGAUCCUUGGCAUUUGAUGUAGACUAUGCUCGCUGGCUAGAAGAACAAAACCGACGAAUAAGUGAGCUAAGAGGAGCUAUUAAUGCCCAUGCGGGUGAUGUUGAACUACGCAUCAUUGUUGAUAGCAUCUUGGCACACUAUGAUGACAUUUUCAGGACAAAAGGAGAUGCCGCCAAAGCUGAUGUCUUUCAUAUUUUGUCAGGCAUGUGGACAACUCCUGCAGAAAGAUGUUUUCUAUGGUUGGGUGGAUUUCGUGCAUCUGAACUUCUUAAGUUGCUUAUAAAUCAGUUGGAGCCUUUGACAGAGCAGCAAUUAUUGUCCAUCAAGAACUUGCAAGAGUCAUCCCAACAGGCCGAAGAUGCAAUGUCACAGGGGAUGGAGGCAUUGCAGCAAUCUUUGGCUGAGACGCUGGCUGGGUCUCUUGGUCCUUCGGGGUCCUCAGGAAAUGUUGCAAAUUAUAUGGGUCAAAUGGCCAUGGCUAUGGGAAAGCUGGGAACUCUGGAGGGGUUUAUCCUCCAGGCCGAUAAAUUGCGUCAACACACACUGCAUCAAAUGAAUCGCAUAUUGACUACUCGCCAAUCAGCCCGUGCCCUUAUUGCCAUUAGUGACUAUUUCUCACGACUUCGAGCACUUAGCUCUCUCUGGCUUGCCCGUCCCCAAGAGUGAAUUUGAGAUAUUGCAUGGUUGGUUGAGCUUACAAGCUGAGGUUUCUUGCGUAACAUCAUGCUGUCCCACCUCUUCAUUUUGUACAUCAUCCCAGAAUUGUAGUGUCGUAUGCGUUUUAUAAUUUGCAUAUUUAAUCUGUUCUUGUUAUGAGAUGGUUUUAGUAAAUUUCCCUUUUGUAAAAGAAAUGUUUUAGGACAUUAAGUUUGGACAUCGUAGAAGAUAUUUCUAUAUUCCUUGGUGAUAAUUGAAAGUGAUGAUAAAUUGAUAAUGAGCUCACUUGACCCCAA